This is a messenger RNA of Chaetomium strumarium, 1600 nucleotides long. Its product is annotated as duf227 domain-containing protein. Bases 307 to 1503 code for a protein of 398 amino acids. The transcript has a single exon. Lineage: Eukaryota; Fungi; Ascomycota; Sordariomycetes; Sordariales; Chaetomiaceae. The record is from RefSeq and is a predicted model, not a curated record.
CGCGGGGGGCCGGCCGUUGCGUCGUCCAAUGCGGUGCCUAGUCACGCGCCACGGAGCAAUGUGCAAAGGGAGAGAGGCGGGCGGUAUGGAUCGCCAUGCUCGAACUUCUUCGGCUCGGUCCCCCCUUUCUUCCCUCUUAUUAGAUCUCAUGAGACGUUAUAUCCUCGGUGACUGGUCCUAGAAAGUGCACCUGUUCUUCCGCCGGCGCAUCGCAUUCCUUUUUUUUGCUCCCUCUCGGCUUAACUACUAGUACUUGCCAGUGCAUUCCUAACUUACCUAUCUUGGACUGUUGGUUCCACCGCCACGAUGGGCUCCAUCACCGCCAUGGCGAUGCCCAACACGGCCGAGGAGGUCACGCUGGAGUGGCUGCGGUCCAUCUUCAACGACGCCACCAUCUCAUCCUUCACCAUCACACAGCAGCGCCUCUUCGAUUCGGCCAGCAAGCUCUACAUCACGCUGUCCUAUAACGACGACAACGACAACGACAACGACAGCUUAAACAACAACAAGCCGCGGCACAUCCUCCUCAAGGGCGGCUUCAACCCAGCCAUGUUCGCCGUGCUGGGCUACAAGGACCUGCUCGUGCGCGUCUUCACGCGCGAGGUCGACUUCUUCACCCACUACGUCUCCUCCACCUUAUCCUUAUCACCCUCACCACCGCACAGCAGCAACCGCCUCCACCUGCCCAAGGUCUGGUGGGCCGCCGCGAGCGCCGACCAGGCCAUCCUGGCCAUGGAGGACCUGACACGGUCGGGCCACGCGUUCGGCGACCCGACGCGGACCUACAGCGCGGCCUCCUGCCGGAGGGGCGUCGAGCAGCUUGCGGCGCUGCACGUGAGUACUUGGGGUUGGAAGGCAGAUUCUGGUGACGGUGAUGGUGAUGGUGAUGGUGAUGAGGGGGAAGGGGAGCAGGGGCAUCCGUGGUUGGCGGUGCCCAUGUAUGACACCACCAUGCGCGCGCUGCUGGCCAUGUGGGACGAGCAGGUGCUGGGCGAGGGCCGUCCGCCGCUGCCGGGGGUUAUCAGGGAUGAUCGCGGGAAGACGGCGCGGGCGCUCGAGGCAUAUUUCGCGACGCGCAAUCCGCGGUUUUGUAGUCUGUUGCAUGGAGAUCCGCAUAGUGGGAAUACGUACCACCCGGUCAACGACGAGACGGAUGUUCGGUUUUUGGACUGGCAGAUUGUGCAUGUUGGCUCGGUUUUUCAUGAUGUGGCGUACUUCGUGGUCGGCAUGUUGGCGGUGGAGGACCGGAGGAAGCAUGAGUGGGAGGUUGUCGAGCACUACCUGAAGGCGCUGGCCGAGUGUGGUGGCCCGGCUUUUGGGUGUGACGACCCCGAGGUCCGGAUUGAGUAUCGCAAGGCGCAGAUGACCGGGCUGGGAUGGAUACUGACGCCGUACGCGAUGCAGAAGAAGGAGCGUGUUAUGGCCAUGGUGGAGAGGUACGCGGCUGCUAUUGUGGAUCACAAGACUAUCGAGUUGCUGUUGGGAGAGGAGGAUGGUGCUUGAAGUGGAGGGGAUGUGUACAGGCUCCUAUUAGUGACUGAUAAGACUUUAGUGGGAGCAUGUUGGGAGAGAGAUUGCCAGCUUGAAAUUUGGUUUCCCU